This is a messenger RNA of Prorocentrum cordatum, 2612 nucleotides long. The record is from the annotation of a GenBank genome assembly. NCBI's taxonomy places the organism in Eukaryota, Dinophyceae, Prorocentrales, Prorocentraceae.
CAGCAGGCGGGGGAGGGGGGGAGGGCGGGGGCGCCAGGGGGGCCGCCACGCCCCGACGCCGCGCGAUGUUUUGGCCGUUUUCGGCCAACAGCGCGCGUCCGGCAACCUGGAGGCCAGACGGCCCCCGCGGGGACGAUCCGGAAGCCGCGGUGCCUCGCGGCGAAGCCCCAAGGGCGGUGGCCAGCGGCUCGCCAGGCGGCCCUGGCGGCUACGCCGGGGCCGCCGCCGCCGCGCGCUAUUCGCCGGCGGCCGACGAGGAGUCGCCGCUCGGCCUGGCGUGGUGCGACGUGUCGGGCCGGCGCUGCGCGGGCUCGUCCCGGCGCGCCGCGUCGGCCGGGCCGCCCACGGAAGGCCUGCCGGCGCUGCGGCCCGCGGGGCCGGGCGCUGCGGCGGCGCGGCCGCGCAGCAGCGGCCCCGACGGGCGAGCAGGCUCUGCGAGCCCGGGCUCGGCCUCCACCGUCUCGACGCCGGGCUGCCCGCUUGGGCGCGCCCCUGCCAGCCCGGCUGAGCGCUGCGAGCGCGGCGACGGGGAAGCGCCCCGCCCGCGCGACGCUGCCACGGACGCCCCGGCGCCGCCGCGCCCAGAGAUGGCCGCUCUGGAGGAGCGCCUGGCGGCCCAGCUGGAGCGGUUGCGCGAGCACCUGAUGGGGCUCCCUGGGCAGCUGCGCGAACAGGCGGGCGAGGAGGCGCGCCUCGCGUUGGAGGCGGCAGUGGGGCCCCUGGCGGCGCGCGUCGCUGAGCUGAGCGGGAGGCAGUCGCCCCUGGAGCGCCGUUUGACAGACCUGGCGGAGGCCGUGGGCGAGCUGCGCGAGCGGACGCACCCAGCCGCCCGAGACGGCGCCGCGGCGGAGGAGGCCGACUCGGUGACGCGCGGGGAGCUCCUUGAAGUCGUGGACCUCUUGAAAAGGGAGCUCCGGAGAAUGGUGGCCGACGAGGUUCGGCGCGCCGCGGGCCCAUCGGACCAGGGUGCGGCCCAGCUUGCGGAGCGCGUUUCGGCCAGCGAACGCAGGAUCCAGGAGCUGGGCGCCGCCGUCGACGGCACCAGCGCGCUCCAUGCGGGCUCGCUCGCGGACCUCUCCGAGCGCCUGUCGCGCCAGCAGCAGGCCGUGUGCGCAGCUCAGGCGGGCGUCGAGCAGUUGCAAGCUUCCCUAGAGCAGGCCCACGUCGGCAUCGACGGCCAGGCGGAGGCCGUCAGGCGCCUCAGGGACUCCGCCCGGACGCUGGAGAGUAAGCUGGACGACUUGGCGCGGGGCCAGAGGAGCAGCGGCGCCGAGCUGGGCGCCGCCGUGGCGGCCUUGGAGGAGCGGGGCGCAGAGCACGACGAGCGGCUGGAGCGGCUGACCGCCGGGCUGGCCUCCACCAGGCGGGGCCUGGAGGACCAGGGCGCGCGCCUGGAGCGGGCCGUCGACGACGCGCUCCAGAGGUGCGCCGCCGGCGAGAGCCUGGCGAAGCUGGUGGCGGCGCUCGAGGAGGGCUGUGCCCACGCCGCGGAGAAGCUUGACCAGUCGGAGGCGCUGGUCGCGGCCGUCGCUCCGCUCAAGGAGCAGGCUGUGCGCACGGAGCGGAGCGCGGAGCAGCCGGGGCAGGGCCGCGGCGGCCCCGGCGGGCUUCUGGAGGAGCGCCUGGAGGGCCUCGAGCACGGCAGGCAGCGCUUCGACGACACCCUGGUGACGCUGGAGCAGCUCGCUGGGCGCAUCGCGGGCAGGGUGACGCGGCUGGAGGCGGACGCCGCCGCAGUGGUGGGCAGGGUGACGCGGCUGGAGGCGGACGCCGUGGCCGGGGAGGCCGCCGACGACGCAGGGGCGGCGCGCACGGAGCUUGAGGGGAGGCUGCACAGGCUGGAGGACAGCGCCGCCGCCGAGCAGAAGCGCCUCCGCGACCUGGCCCACGCCCUUCGCGCGUUCAUAGCCAGGUGCGAGCGCCCGUCGCACGGCGACCCGCCCAGGGCGGCGCGGCGCGCGGGGAGCAGGAGCGAGGAACGCCGGCCCGCGGACCACCUGCGGACGCCCUGCGAGCCCGCGUGGCGGAGCCCCUCGCCGCGCGCCCCCGACCCGGCGGCGGCCGCAGGGCCGUGCUGGGCGGCCACGCCGGGCAGCGCCGCAGAGGCCACGGCGGGCGCGCCCGCGCUCUGGAAGGGCGAGCCCGGCGGCAGGCCGGCCUGUGCCCCCCGCAUCGUGCUGGACGUCUCCGGGCUCUCCGGCAGGGCGCGCAGCUUGGAAGCCGUGGGGUCCACGCCUUCCACCGCGGCGGCGUCGUCCGUGCAGAGCGAGGCGGAGGACAGGUGGGACGCCUCUGGCUCCCGCGCGUCCGGCGCAGCCCACCGGUUGCCCUCCGCAGAAGGAGCUUCCGCGGGCGCCGGGCGGCCGGCGCGCCCUCCCGCCGUUGCCGCCCCGCCGGGCGCCGCGGCGGAGGAGGAGCCGUGCCGCAGGUGGCGGCGCCCGCUGGGUCGGCCCGCGGCCCCGUCGCCCGCCGUGCACCAGCCGCAGGAGCCGCUCAGCGCCAGGCGCAGGUGCGUCGCGCGCGGCUGCGCCACGCCGCUCCCCGGCGGCUCCCACGCCGCCGCGGCCACCGCCGGCACGCCCGAGCGGCAGGGCGCGCCGCGGGCGGACUGA